UGGAUAUUGCGUUUGCCGUUGAGGCGGGCCACAUGUGGUGAGGAUAAAGUCGCAGACUGGGGGCGAUCUUCUGCUGAUAUGCCUGCCUUGACUAGUCACCAUGUCAGCAUCACACUUUGAUGGUGGUCGAAAGCUGAGCGAAGUAUCCGUCUCGCGUUCAUUACAUUUAGCGUUCUGUGAGCGUUCCUGUAGCCUCUGUCAUCACGCGUGCCUCUGUCAAGAUCGAAUAUCUGUCCCACCUGUAGCCCCUCGGCACGCGAGCAGUGUUCUCUCGGCAAUGGUGAAGAAGCAGCCGAAGAAGAGGGCAUGGAGCAAGGUGAAGGUCGACGAUGUCGAGGAGGCGAUGGAGGACGACCGCAACAUCGCCAAGAUGAAGCGAUACGACCGCCCAGAGGCUCUGAAGGGCAAGGACGGAGGCGCGGAUGCGGCGGAACUGUUCACCAUCGACACCAAAGGAUCCUUCGAGGGUGUCUCGGCGACCUCGCGCCGCGAGAUCGCUCGGGCGAAGCUCUUCCCGCCGAAGGGGCCGAACAUUGGCCUGUCGGCCACGGAGGAGUCGAAGGUUUCACGUGCCGAGGGCUCCCUGGGUGCGGCCAGCAAGCGCGCCCGCGGCUCCAAGGAGCCGGAGGUGUUCGACCUGUGGGCCGCGCCCGACCCGGCCACGGCGCGGAAGCAGAGGGCCCAGGCGGAGGAGGAGGCUGCGAUGACCGUGAUCAGGCGACCACUGACACGGCCAUCGAAGGUGCCUAAGACGUUGCACCAGAAGGUCAGCGCCGCACCGCCGGUCAUACCGGCACACGAGGGGCAGUCCAUGAACCCGACCGAGGAGGCCUACGAGGAAUUGGCCUGCACUGCGGCCGCGAGGCAGCUCGAGAAGGAGGCCGAGGCGGACGCGCUGGAGCGCAAGCUGAGGCCCAUCACCCACGAGCUGCGCGAGCGCCUCGGGCAGGAUGCCGUCAAGGAUUUAGAUGACGAGGCGCAGAUGAAGCUCUGGCGUUCCCUGACAGGCAAGCAGAGCGGCGAUCAGGAGGGUGCCGAGGCGGGCGGCGAGGACAGCCGGGAGCACGGCGAUGCUCCUGGGAAGAGGACGCGCCGAGCGCUCGGGGGCGCACGCAGCGGGGGCAAAAGCGCCAACGGGGGUCACUCGGUCGCCUCUGUCCAGGCCUCGCACGCGGGGUCCGAGUACCCAUCGGUCGUUGAAAGUAGGGAUUUUUGGACUGCCAGGUGCCAAUCUACGUUAGGCGUCUUCCUACUUCAACGGUCGAGCGGCUUCACCUUUUCC
Molecule: messenger RNA, 1282 nt
Organism: Prorocentrum cordatum
Lineage: Eukaryota; Dinophyceae; Prorocentrales; Prorocentraceae
Source: the annotation of a GenBank genome assembly